Knipowitschia caucasica is the source of this 681-nucleotide messenger RNA. Lineage: Eukaryota; Metazoa; Chordata; Actinopteri; Gobiiformes; Gobiidae. The record is from the annotation of a GenBank genome assembly.
AUGGCUGCGCAGAAGAUCAACGAAGCCCAUGAGCACAUCGCAAAGGCCGAAAAAUGCCUAAAAACCAGUCUAACCAAAUGGAAGCCUGAUUUUGACAGUGCUGCGUCGGAAUACUCAAAAGCAGCUGUUUGCUUCAAGAACGCCAAGCAGUACGAGCAGGCGAAAGAUGCUUACCUGAAGGAAGCAGAGUACCACACAGAGAACAAGACACUCUUCCAUGCAGCAAAGGCAAUAGAGCAGGCUGGCAUGAUGCUGAAGGAACAAAAGAAGAUGCCCGAGGCCAUUCAGUACAUCGAGAAGGCCUGUAUGAUGUACAUGGAGAACGGCACCCCAGACACCGCUGCCAUGGCUCUGGACCGGGCCGGCAAACUCAUCGAGCCCAUAAACCUGGAGAAGGCCGUGGACUUGUAUCAGAAAGCAGCUGGGGUUUUUGAGAACGAGGACCGGCUGCGACAGGCCGUGGAGCUGCUGGGGAAGGCGUCCCGUCUGCUGGUGCGGCUCAAGAGGCUGGAUGAAGCGGCGGUUGCGGUGCAGAAAGAGAAAAACAUGUACAAAGAGAUCGAGAACUACCCCAUGUGCUUCAAGAAAGGAGCCAGACGGAAACGGGACCUGGACCGAUGCCGUGCCAUGUCUGAGACUCCAGUCCUGAAGGAGGAGAUAGAGAAGUUAGCACUUUAUUGA